AUGAUGCCAGCGACACUGUCUCCCGGGCCCCAUUUUCUCCCUUUCGUCGAAAGCCCAACACUGUUUCAGCAAGACUAUUUCAUUCCCCAAUCCGAAUCUACCACCAACGUAUUCCAGCCUCGCUCUGUUGCUCCACUGAGCGAUGCUGAGUGGGACGCGUUCCUUGGCAAUAUCGGCCUACAAUCAUCAUCGGCAGCAGAAGAUAACGUACCUAUGCCUACUGCAACGGAAACAUUCACCGCGGGUUACUCUAACGCCAAUUUUAACCAACCCCAAUACGCUCCGCUUGACUUCUAUCAACCACACCCACAGCCUGUCGACUAUCGUCUACCCAGCUACCCCAGUCCAAGCCCCCCUGUCAUGGGUGAUCCCGACUCUCCGACGCACGGCCAGAAGCGCAAGGCUCUUAAGGACUCGGUGGACGAUGGGCAAGAGGCGCCGAGCACUGAAGAGAUGCCGACGGGGAAGCGAGUGCGGCCAGACCGGACACGGAAUGCUCCGGCCCGCGCGGAUGCUGACUGGGCUUCUCCAAAGCCCAAGGGAGACACGACUCCUCCUCCUCGAGGUCCGUCAAAGCGGGGCCUAAUCUUCGCGAUCGACGCCUCCAAACUACUAAUAACGCUGGUGCCUGUCGCCCGAGCCCUUGCCGCGAUGCGUGUCUCCCUCGUCCUCCUCGCUCUGUCUUGCUCCGAGCGCAGCGCUGCUGCCCGCGCGUUCGCCCCGCGCGCCUCUCCUGGCCCGGCCGACCCAGUCCCGGCAUACACCCCGCGCUUCCACUGCCCAGCCCAGGUCGAGUUCCACCUCUGGGCAAACAUCGUCCCAGACGACAGAACCGCUGGCACGCUGUACUGCACGCACCCCGACGGCACGCCGCAGCCGGCGGUGCGCUCAUCGCAGAAGACUCCACCGCCUCCUGCGCCCGGGACUACCCGGCGGCGCGCCCCGGCCCGCCUCCCGGGGAGCACGGGCCUGACGGCAGCUGCUCGUACGCGUGCCCAGCGCGCGACGCGUUCGGCGCGCCGAUCAACGAGAUGCGCAUCGAGCCCGGCGAAAAACAAACCUACUUUGCUGAGCGCGCUUGGCCGUCACCUUCGUUGGGCGUUGGGUUCGGGGAGCCUGCGUCGACAUCGUGGGGUAAGGGAAAAAAAGAGGAAGGCUGUGACCGUACCAUGUGAAUCAUCCAGUCGCCAUGGAUGCGAUGACGAUCUUCAUAUGGAUGUGGCCAAGACUUCGGUGUAUCGUCCCGUUGUCCAUUCCUUCCCCCCAGCGAUGCCCAGGUGUGGUUUCUGCAAGGCACAAAUUGCAACGAAGCCCGGCCUGGCUUUGCACCAGACGCAAAACAAGCGAUGUCUGUCGAUUCAAGAACGACAUUUUCAGCAGGACAAAAACCAUGGUUUUGACGACUUACCUGGGCUGGAUCCCAAUAUCGAGGAACCGAUGGAUGUCGACUCCAUCCCGGAGCAGGAGUCCCUUUCCGACAGGGAGGAGCCUCCACUACGCCGUCCUCGAAUGGAAGACGUGCCAGAUGACACUACAAAUGAUCCAAUAUCGAGUUACGACCCACGAUAUCUUCACCGCCAACAGUACCCAUCCGAGCACAAGGCAGGCAGAGGUCAAUGGUACGAGGGGACACCGUUUGAAGAAUGGUAUGAGGGGAAGCUGAGUUCUGGUGAGCAGGCCUGCUCACCAUUUCCAUCUCUUGAAGAUUGGGACAUUGGUCGUUGGCUGAUUCGGUCCGGCCUAUCGCAAGGCAGUAUUGACGAGUUUCUGCACUUGAAAAAAGCAAGUCCGCGACAAGCUUGCCCUGCCUUUUGGGACGAGUCGAGCAUUCUUGAAACAUUCAAGGGAGACGAGUUGGAUGGCGAUGGAAGAGCGAAGGUUGAGGUGUUAGAGCUUUGGCAUCGGGACCCGCUAGAAUGUAUCGCAGAAUUGCUGGGGAACCCAAAUUUCAAAAAGGAGCAGACAUUCAAGCCCAUGCGUCUAUUUCGGACGCGGGACCAGUCGACGGGAGAGUUGGGCAAUCGGGAGUAUGACGAAAUGUGGACGGGAACUUGGUGGUGGGAUACACAGGAUCUUCUCGAUGAUGGCGCAACUAUUGUGCCCGUAAUCCUCUCUUCAGACAAGACCCAGCUUUCGUCCUUCGCGGGCGACAAGCAAGCAUGGCCGGUGUACAUUUCGAUUGGGAACAUCAGCAAAUCUAUUCGUCGUCAGCCUAAUUCGCGAGCGACAGUGCUUCUGGGGUACAUACCAGUGCCAAAACUCGAUUGCUACUCCAAAGGCGCUCGCAAGAUGGCCGCAUAUCAGGUCUUCCAUGAUUGCAUGUGCAAGAUGCUUGAUAAGCUGGUGGAGGCGGGUCGAGAUGGCGUCGAUAUUGUCUGUGCAGAUGGCUGGGCUCGUUGGUGUUUCCCGCUCCCUGCCGCAUACAUCGCAGACUACCCGGAGCAGUGUCUGGUUGUCUGCUGCCAGGAGAACUCGUGCCCACGCUGCUCCUGCCCUCCAAAGGAGCGUGGAUCAACAACGAACUUCCCCAUGCGAAGUCAGGUCGAGACCUUGAAGGUUCUGGAGGAACAGGCGACAGGUCUGAAGCCCAAGGAGUUCAGCGACUUGAAUUUACGACCAAUCGAUCCGUUUUGGGCUGACUUACCCCACUGCGACAUUCACUCAUGCAUAACCCCGGACCUUCUCCACCAGCUUCACAAGGGUGUGUUUGCGGACCAUGUCUCAAGUUGGGCAGCAGAGUCGAUGGAGGUGACGGAGGAAGAGAGGAAGAAGAAGCUGGACGCGCGUUUCAAGGCGAUGCCGCGGCAUCCCACGCUCCGUCACUUUGCUAACGGCACCUCCGUGAUCAAGCAGUGGACGGGAUCCGAGUAUCGAGGGUUGGCAAAGACGUUUCUGGGUGCUGUCCAUGAGGCGGUCGACGAUAGAGUGACUUCCGUCACGCGGCACCUUCUUGAUUUCAUGGGAUAUGCACAUUUCCAGGUCCACACGGAUGAAUCGCUUGUCGCUAUGCAAGCGGCAUGGGAGAAGAUGCACCACAAUCUCCCAGUCUUUCGCGAGCUCGGACCGGAGCGCAACGACUUCAACAUCCCGAAAUUGCACAACAUUCGUCAUUAUGUGGACUCUAUUCGCUUGCUUGGAAUGGCAGACGGCUACAACACGGAAAAUACCGAGCGCCUCCAUAUCGAUCUUGCAAAGAAUGGCUACCGCGCAUCAAAUCGAUGGGAUUACAUCCAGCAAAUGACGCGCUGGCUCACGCGACAAGAGGCGGCGCACCGUUUCUCGCUGUAUCUACAGUGGGCUUGUCCUGGCUAUACUCCGGGACAUGGCUACGGACCGCCGACAGAUGAAGACAGUCCGGAAACUAUUACUUACAACAUUGCUGCUCGGCCCGGCUAUCCGAAUCUGUCCGCUGCCGAAGUCGAGACACGUUUUCAUGUCCGCGACUUCGUGUUUUAUCUCCAGAAGUUUCUCGGUGACGAGAACAUCAUCGUUGAGGGUCCUAUCACCUCUGCAACUCGCUUUGGUGCAUUCAAGAGAGUUGCUCUCCAGCUGCCGCUCAUUCUCCAAGGCUCAAUAUCGAACAAGGGCAUUAAGCGUGGCAGUGCAGCCAAGUUCAGCACUUUCCUUGUGCGUGUGAAGCCCAGGGACUGGACAGAGGGUCCUUUGAGCGGUCUCCAGGCAGCUCAGGUGAAGCUUAUAUUCCGUCUUCCCCCAAGCAUUUCAAAAUACGAGCAUCCGCUGGUUUAUGUCCACUGGUUCACUCAAUUCCGUAACCCUCUAAACGACUUUGACACAGCAUCGGGCCUUUCUCGCAUCUCCCACUCUACCACCGUUGGUCAACGUCGCGCAUCCAUCAUCUCUCUGGCAGACGUUGUUCAGACAUGCCAUUUAUUCCCGCGGUUCUCCAAUGCUACCAAUCCAGACUGGAACUCAUCCGACAUUCUGAAUCAAGCCACUGUCUUUUAUCUCAAUCCUUACUUGCGGCACCGUGACUUUUUCUUCUUUCGCUACAGCAUGUACCUUAUAUCUGAGUAUCACAAGCGCAAGGAUGCAGAGCUUGCUGCUACGCUUGCACGGGGGGCCAACCGAAUCAAUUAUUAA
This is a messenger RNA of Mycena indigotica, 4101 nucleotides long. RefSeq lists its product as uncharacterized. Lineage: Eukaryota; Fungi; Basidiomycota; Agaricomycetes; Agaricales; Mycenaceae. The transcript has 9 exons. The coding region runs from base 1 to 4101 and encodes 1366 amino acids. The record is from RefSeq and is a predicted model, not a curated record.